CAUUGUUAGAAAAUGGAGGGAUUGCAUAAGCCGAUUUUGCAGUUAUGUGUAAAUUAGUUUGUAACUUGACACUCUUAUUAUGUUUUCCUUUUGCUUAAAAGUUAUUAGGUUCACCAGAAGAUGCUAGUCUUGCAUUUCUCCGAAGUGAAAAUGCUAAAAGAUAUAUUCGACAGCUUCCCCAUUAUAGGAAGCAAAAUUUCUCGGCUAGAUUCCCAAGUAUGUCUCCUGAGGCAUUGGAUUUACUAGAGAAGAUGCUUAUCUUUGAUCCCAACAAACGCAUUACAGUUGAUGAAGCACUGUGUCACCCAUACCUUUCAUCACUUCAUGACAUCAAUGAUGAACCAGUUGGUCCUAGGCAAUUCAAUUUUGAUUUUGAGCAGCCAACAUGCACUGAAGAGCACAUCAAGGAGCUCAUCUGGAGGGAAUCAGUGAAAUUCAAUCCAGAUCCACCCAGUCAUUAAUUCUUUCUUGAAUAAUGAUCACCUGACCACUCUUGGUCUUGGGUGUACGUCUGGAGAGACACGGGAAGAGGGAAAGAUAAGUGAUUCAUAUGAUUGAUGAUACAAUGAGUGAAGAAGGGAAAUAAAGAGAAAUGAUGGGGGUGUAACGUGUGAAACUAGUUGAGUGACGAGGGAAACGUUAGUAUUCUUUAUUAUUAGGAUGG
Molecule: messenger RNA, 664 nt
Organism: Vigna umbellata (rice bean)
Lineage: Eukaryota; Viridiplantae; Streptophyta; Magnoliopsida; Fabales; Fabaceae
Source: RefSeq, a predicted model, not a curated record